Drosophila sechellia is the source of this 1480-nucleotide messenger RNA. RefSeq names its product Seryl-tRNA synthetase-like insect mitochondrial protein (gene Slimp). NCBI's taxonomy places the organism in Eukaryota, Metazoa, Arthropoda, Insecta, Diptera, Drosophilidae. The coding region runs from base 13 to 1407 and encodes 464 amino acids. Gene Ontology annotation, biological process: seryl-tRNA aminoacylation. The transcript has a single exon. Gene Ontology annotation, molecular function: serine-tRNA ligase activity; ATP binding. The record is from RefSeq and is a predicted model, not a curated record.
AUAAAAAAAAUAAUGUUGAGGUUGCGAAGUGUAUUAAAACACUGCCUUUCGGCCAAGAAAACGUGCAGCAGAAACAUCUCCGCCCUGUACAUAACUGGCGACAAAGCGAACGAAAACUAUGUGACUCUGCAGCCGUACAUGGACUUCAAUGGAACCUUUAGAGAGCGGCAAUCUUUGGACCAGAGCAUAUCCAGCCGGGGAUUGGACAUUCGUUUGGAAACUGUGCUUAGCAAGUACGAGAAGUAUAAAACACAUCACGCUCAGCUGUCCAAGGUGGUGGAGGAACGCGAAAGGGUGACCAAGCGCCUAAAGGAGCUAACGAAAUCUGGUGGUAGUGCGGUUCAGCUGGAGGAGUUGAAACAGCAAGGGAAAUCGUUGCGCAACGAGCUAAAGGCUCUAAAGCAGACACUCUAUCCCAUAGAGGAUGACUUUAUUCAUGACUAUCUGCACUUACCCAACCUGCUGCAUGCCCAGAGCCCUGUCGGAGGGGAGGAAAAGCUUCUCUAUCGCCAUGGGAUGCCCAAAUCAGAUAGUAAGACUACAUCCCACUUGACACGCCAGGAACUUGUACAUUUUGUGGACAACAAUCGUUACUACUUGAUGGAGCAGGCUGCUUACUUCGACGUAAAUGCCAUGCAAUCCCUGGCCCACUAUUUCGUCAACCACGGGGACUUCAUUCAAACUGCCAAUCCAGAUUUUGUGCGUUGCGUCCUCCUGGAAGCAAAUGCGACACCCUUAUCCGACUAUCAUCUGGUUCAGGAAGAGCACCUGCAAAACAAGAUCAAUACCGCCUAUUUAACUGGAGGUGCGUCCUUCGAGAGCUACCUUGGUGCCAUGACCAAGCUGUGCGUGUAUCCCUCGGUGCUGCCCCUUCGGUAUGUCUGCUGUGGUCGGAGCUACAACAGAGCGGAAGCGAAGAUGUAUGGGCCCAUUCCCAGUCUUUAUACGGCGACUCAAACGAAUGCGGUACAAAGCUUUGUGGCAACGCAAACGGGCAACGAAGCGGACACCCAACUAGAUCAUAUUCUCAAUCUGGCUACUGAUUUCUACAAAGCUGUGGACAUACCCUUUCGGAUUUCUUAUGCAACAGCACCAGCUCUAACUCCGGCGGAGAGUAUCCGAGCAGUCAUCGAAGUUUAUGCCCCCUCACUGCAGCGCUACGUGUGUGUGGGACGUAUCAGCAAUUACGGAGACUUUGUCUCCAAACGAAUCCUUUUUAGCACGCGGCGGGAGAAGCACUAUGAUUUCUUGCACUUAGUGGGUGGACCAGUGCUCUACACCUCGCGACUGAUAGCAGCUCUUGUGGAGCAUGGCGUGCGCUUGGAAGACUGCAAACUUUUGGGCUCUAUUAGUCAGAAACCCAGUCAUCAGCAGGAUCUGCAACAGUUUAAGGACCUUUUCACGUAAAAACGAUAGGUGUUUAGUUUCUGUUGUUUGUUCUUAAGCCUAACAAUAAGUAAAAGUUAAGUUUUACAUACAA